AUGACGCAAACCGUCAAUACAACCAGACCCAGUUCCGCAACGUCAAUCGAGACUACCACCGCAGAAAGUAUUAUUACCCCUAUGGAGAACCAGAGCCAUUUGGAACCCAAGGAACAGGAGAAGGAGUUGAUGGAAGCGAGGGAGGUGGAGAAGGAGGUAGAAGUGGAGGUGAAAAAGGUAGAGGUGAAAAAGGAGCACAUUCCAAUCUCUAAAACAACUGAGAGUAUGGUGACAGUCCGACUUUCCGAUCCCGAACUCGUGUCCCUCCCUUCUCCAACUCCGACCUUGAAACUAGUCGACGAUAAGGCAGAAACAUAUUCACUUAAUAGUGAGCCAACGUACGCCGCCGAACGAACAGAGUCACCAUUAUCAGAGGAGAUGGCAUCUAGAAGAACUAGCAAGGACUCGGUGGCAUCUCAUACUGGUCCGGAUUGGGGCUUGUUGGAAAGGACAGAGGGUGAACACACCAAAGACGAUGCUUCACAAGAGGGAACUGCUUUCCUUCUUGCAAGGCUCGAGCAAGAAAAUAAACGUCUCGAAAAGGAUCCUAAAGCCCUACUUAUCCAUCCUGAGCGCCCUCCUUCAUUGGCUCAAUUGAAAAGGAUGAUGGACAAGCCAGACCCAGCAACGCUCAGAUACUCGAUGCUGCCAGCACCUCCCCCUCUUACUGACCUCGAUUUCUAUGCGGCGCUAGUUUCCGACUAUAAAAGAGCAGCCUUGAAGCUCCCGCAUCUUCUUAGUCAGAAAAUCCAUGGAGGUGUUCCACCACCUCUUCGUGGUGUAGUAUGGAUUGCCAUGUCUGGAGCAAGAGACAGCAACCUGGAAGGCUUGUAUGAUCAAUUGUUGGGUGAAACUUCUCCCUAUGAACAGUUGAUCGGUAAGGACAUAGGUAGGACGGGACUGGAAAUGUUUAAGCAAGAAGGCGGAGAGGGACAGCGAAUGUUGGGAAGAGUUUUAAGAGCAUUCUCGAUUUACGAUACGCAGAUCGGUUAUUGUCAGGGUCUUGGGUUUUUGGUCGGUCCUUUGCUCAUGCAUAUGGGAGAGAAAGAAGCGUUCUGUGUCCUGGUUAGACUCAUGGAGCAUUACGAUCUUCGCUCUUGCUUCUUGCCAAAUAUGUAUGGCCUUCAACUGCGCAUGUACCAGUUUACGCAACUCCUUGGAACACAUCUUCCUGAGCUUGCAGCGCAUCUCAAUUUUCUCGGCAUCCAACCCACAUAUGCUUCGCAAUGGUUCCUCUCAUUCUUCGCCGUUAGCUGCCCCUUACCAAUGCUUUUCCGCAUUUACGACGUCAUUUUUGCAGAGGGUGCACCAGAAACCAUCAUGCGUGUUGCAUUGUCUCUAAUGAGGAGGAACCAAAAACGGUUACUGGCAUCGUCUGAAUUUGAGGAUGUGAUGCAGAUGCUUCUUGCUAGAGGCCUGUGGGACACUUAUAAUUGCAACGCAAACGACCUUGUCCAGGAUUUCGUAGGAUUGACAGGUGUGGUGACAAGAGAGGCAUUGACGGAAUUAGAAAAGAAAUUUAAGGAGGGAAACCCAGAUGAUGGCACCGUGAAAGUUGCGCCAAAGCAGCAGCAGGUCCCAACCACUGAUCUUCAAGCCGCUGCCUCAAGGUUUUUGGGUAGAAUUUGGGGCGGUAGUUCGUCUCCUGGGACGGUCAAUCUGAGCCCAAGCUCCUUGCAAUCAUCUCGCCCCGCAAGCACCGUAAUGAUGAGAAGGACGCCAUCCAAACAAAGUUUAUCAACUGUUAGCUCUUUUGAAGCUUCCGACAGUAGUAUUAGCAGUGCUAGCACUGAUGCUACAACACUAUCGCGCUGCUCAUCUAUUACACAAGAUGACCGGAGAUUAUCGACGAGAUCAUUCUCCUCACGAAAACAGAAUAAGGAUGGCGAGUUACAUGGGCAGAUUGAGGAUUUGCUCAUGGCUUUGAGUCAACUGCAACGCGAACAUGCAGCGAGAGUAGAGGAGCUUGCGGCAGUCAAAGCCGAACGUGACGAGGACCGGCAGCUCACCAAGAGGCUUGUAGAGCUUCUCGGGAAUGGCUCCCAGAACGAAGAGGAAAGUGUUGCUGAGAUUAGUGAUAUCUGUGAUCACAUCACUGAAACCCUAGCAAAAGCCGAGACAGAAGCUGCCUCAUCACGAAAACCCCCUACAUCAACAGUACAAAUCAAGCAGGAUCUCGACCAUACUCGGGAAAACCUAUACCGAGAACAACUUAGAUCCAAAGACUUCUCUAAUCGGAUAACUGAACAAGAUGCCGAGAUUGCAAGGUUGAAGGGUCAGCUCCAGGAUGCCAGAUCAAAAUGGCAAGAGAGCCAGAAAGAGAAGCAGCAGCUCCAAAAACAAAUAAGUGAUCUAAAAUACCCUCUACCUUCACCAGAGCUCAAAUUCGACAGCAAUGGCGAACCUCAGAAAGGAGGACUGAGAGAACUUAGGCUUGGGCGCUCAAAUUCUACUAGAUCCCAGCAAACACCUACAUACAACAAGCGCACUAGUUCCUUGGGUAUGCACCAGCUUCUCUCAUCUCAACAGAAUAAUUCCCCUGCCAAUGAGGAUACACUUCUCCUCGAGCUCGUCGCGAGUAAAACAGCUGAAGCUGUUGCGAAACAAGAAGCGGAGGAGGCUAAAGCAAAACUUGAGGCAUUGAGGAAAGUUCUCGGGGGCGGGUCCAACAGUACCAGGAACGCCGGCGGCAGUACGCCGUAUUCACCCGGUCCCAGACUGGAGAGAGUAAACAGCACUGCAAGCUUUUCAUCAUAUGUGAGCUUUAAUUCGAAUACCCCACCCACACCCAGUCAACCUAGCAAUACCAAUAGUGGUGGAGGUGGUUUCUGGGGCGGAUGGGGGAAGAAGGCAGCAGUUGAUUCACGAUGA
This is a messenger RNA of Morchella importuna, 2871 nucleotides long. RefSeq lists its product as uncharacterized. The coding region runs from base 1 to 2871 and encodes 956 amino acids. Lineage: Eukaryota; Fungi; Ascomycota; Pezizomycetes; Pezizales; Morchellaceae. The transcript has 4 exons. The record is from RefSeq and is a predicted model, not a curated record.